This is a messenger RNA of Lipotes vexillifer (Yangtze River dolphin), 2404 nucleotides long. It is a transcript of the gene RNF217, whose product is annotated as ring finger protein 217. Gene Ontology annotation, molecular function: ubiquitin-protein transferase activity; zinc ion binding. The transcript has 6 exons. NCBI's taxonomy places the organism in Eukaryota, Metazoa, Chordata, Mammalia, Artiodactyla, Lipotidae. Gene Ontology annotation, biological process: protein ubiquitination. The record is from RefSeq and is a predicted model, not a curated record. The coding region runs from base 1 to 1623 and encodes 540 amino acids.
AUGGGCGAGGAGCAGAGCACGGUGAGCGGCAGCGGCGGGCCCCUGGAGGCGCGGACCCCCCCUGGCGGCGCCACGGGCCACCCCGAGCCCCCGAGGCCUCCGGGGGACAGCACCGUGGCAGCCGGGCCGCGCGCCUCCUCCGCCGAGCCGAGCGGCGUCAGCUGCGGAAGCGACUCGGGCUGCGUGGACACGAGCGUCCCGGAGCCCGCGAGGAGCCGGGGGGCCCCGAGCUGGAAGAAGAACCAGGCACCGGCGCAGCCCGCAGGACUGGCCUACACCGGGCCCCUCAACCCCCAGGCUUUGCAACAGCAGCUGGCAAAGGAGGAGGAGGAAGCGAGGGACCGAAGCGAGAGAGGGGAUGAACAGCAGGAGGCGCCCCCCGGUGAGCAGCCGGAGCCCCGGACCCGCGUCGGGGCCCCAGACGGACUGGUCCUGGACGUGCUGGGCCAGCGGCGCCCGUCCCCCACCAAGAGACAAGUCUUCUGCUCCGUGUUCUGCGUGGAGAACGACCUGCCCGAGGUCCCCUCGGCGGAGCGGCUCUCGCUGCCCGCGUCGCCACCCCGGGCUCCGCCGGUGACCAACCCUCCCAGCACCCCCUCCUCCUUCCCCAGCCCCCGGCUGUCGCUCCCAGCGGACACCCUGUCCCCCGACGGCGGCAGCAUCGAGCUGGAGUUCUACCUGGCGCCCGAGCCGUUCUCCGUGCCCAGCCUGCUGGGAGCUCCACCCUACUCUGGCCUGGGUGGGGUCGGGGAUCCCUAUGCGCCCCACAUGGUGCUGAUGUGCCGGGUGUGCCUGGAAGACAAGCCCAUCAAGCCCUUGCCCUGCUGCAAGAAGGCCGUGUGCGAGGAGUGCCUCAAAGUCUACCUGAGCUCCCAGGUACAACUUGGCCAAGUGGAAAUCAAAUGCCCUAUCACAGAAUGUUUUGAAUUCUUGGAAGAAACAACGGUUAUCUAUAACUUAACGCAUGAAGACUCCAUCAAAUACAAGUACUUCUUGGAACUUGGCCGUAUUGAUUCCAGCACCAAGCCAUGUCCUCAGUGCAAGCACUUUACAACCUUCAAGAAAAAAGGACAUAUUCCCACCCCUUCCAGAUCAGAAAGCAAAUAUAAAAUCCAGUGCCCCACUUGCCAAUUCGUCUGGUGUUUUAAGUGCCACUCUCCUUGGCAUGAAGGUGUUAACUGCAAGGAGUACAAAAAAGGAGACAAAUUAUUGCGUCACUGGGCCAGCGAAAUUGAGCAUGGGCAGAGGAACGCCCAGAAGUGUCCAAAGUGCAAGAUUCAUAUCCAGAGAACGGAAGGGUGUGACCAUAUGACCUGUUCACAAUGUAACACUAAUUUUUGUUAUCGAUGUGGGGAGAGAUACCGCCAGCUCCGUUUCUUUGGAGACCACACAUCAAACCUCAGUAUAUUUGGAUGCAAAUACCGCUACCUCCCAGAGAGACCUCAUCUAAGGAGACUAGUGCGAGGGUCAGUCUGUGCUGGAAAAUUAUUCAUUGCACCUCUAAUUCUGGUCUUGGGAUUAGCACUAGGGGCCAUAGCAGUUGUAAUCGGUUUAUUUGUAUUUCCUAUCUAUUGCCUUUGUAAAAAACAGAGAAAACGAUCACGGACAGGAAUGCACUGGUAAAUGCAGAUGAUUUCAUCUGACUACGCUGGUCGGGGUAGGAGCUACACAGAAUUAUACACCUGUCUGAGGGUUACUUCUUGAAAACUGCCAAGAGGACCCUUUUGCCAUCUCUUCUCCUGUGUUCUGUGCAGGCCACAAUGCCUCUAGCUCCGGUGCAUUCCCGACAUGGUAUCCUGUCCUUUCCUUAUACAGAUUGCUGCUUUUACAAAAUGGUCACUUUCAUAGACUAUUAACAUCUAUAUCAUAACUCUGAUCUUCUUAAUGGUUCUUGGAAGAAAGUAUUUUAAUUAGAACCAGUUAUCCUCAGAACUGUCUGAGCAUGCAUCUCCUGAGCAUUGCUUGGACUGUCUUUGUACCUGAAUCUCCCUCCAUGCCCUCUUCUGAGACUUGGUGUGAAUAACUGAAGGUCCUACCUGUACCAACAAGCAAGGCCACUUUUCAGAAGAUGAAGGCUCACCAUAUGCACCAAUUUUCAUCCGUGACCCAAGCAGUAUAAUUCCUUCAUCCUUCAGAUGCUAUAAUUGUUAAAAAUCUCAAUGCCCAAAAGGGAACUAAUGAAACUAAACGAAUGAGAAGAAUCAUAGUUACUGAAGUGUAUAUGUGUAGGAGUGUGAAUGUGUGUGUAUAUACAUAUCUGUAUUAAAACUAGGUCCAAUACCUUGUACUUGUCAAGUUCCAUGCCUACACUAUUUUUCCACAUUUUCAUAGACAUAUUUAAAAAUGAUUGUUCCGUUGUGGGCAUAAUUUGGUAAAGUACUGAAUUAAAGUCAACGUACACAAC